Molecule: messenger RNA, 3869 nt
Organism: Nymphaea colorata (pocket water lily)
Lineage: Eukaryota; Viridiplantae; Streptophyta; Magnoliopsida; Nymphaeales; Nymphaeaceae
Product: probable ubiquitin conjugation factor E4
Exons: 16
Coding region: 472-3477 (1001 amino acids)
Biological process (GO): protein polyubiquitination
Cellular component (GO): nucleus; ubiquitin ligase complex; cytoplasm
Molecular function (GO): ubiquitin-ubiquitin ligase activity
Source: RefSeq, a predicted model, not a curated record
GCACAUGAAGGGUACUGUCGUAGUAACGAACCCAAGGCAAACGAAGCAUAGCAGAGCCGCUUUCUAACGGGGCGGCACUCCUCGCCGACUCUCUUGCCUCCGAAGUUCGAUCCUCCCCCGGUCCCCUCUCGCUUCUCGCCGGGAGAGGGUGGAAUACGCGAAAGACGGCAUCGGACGGCGGUACCUUUCCGCGAACCCCUACGGAGGAGCGCCGGAAUUUGAACAGACCUGUCCCCCAAUUCUUCAUUUUCCUGUUUUACAGGAUCUGAUUUCUCUUUCGAAUGAGCAAAAAUUUAUUAUUUGGCCGGAACGAAUUUGGAAAAUCCCUAAUCAGGUUGCAGCCGGCCUCUUUUUUUCUUUUAUCCGGUUUGCGGAAUUCGUCCUCUUCAGUCUAAGAAGAGAAGAAUUUUGCGGUAUUCGUGUCUUCUUCCUGCGUUUGUCUUCGUUUCUCGUCUGAUCGUUCUUCGGAAAAUGGCGAGCCAUAAGUCUGCAAAGAGAACGCUUCCUGAGCUUGAAGACAUCCUCCUCCGGCGGAUCUUCCUCAUUUCGCUUAUGGAACCUAAUGAAUCCGAUGCAAAGGUCGCCUAUCUGGAGCUCACGGCCGCUGAGAUCCUUAGCGAGGGCCGCCCCAUGCAGUUAUCAAGGGACCUGAUCGAGCGCGUUCUGGUUGAUCGCCUUUCGUCUGUCUUUCCUGGUGCGGAGCCGCCGUUUGAGUAUCUUGUAGGGUGCUACCGGAGGGCGAUCGAUGAGGGGAGGAAGAUUGCGUCGAUGAGGGAUAGGGAGACGAAAGCAGAGAUGGAGGCAGUCAUCCGCGAGGCGAAAAAGUUGGUGGUUUGCUACUGUAGGAUCCAUUUGGCUAAUCCUGAUAUGUUUCCCCAAGCUGAGACCGUGGCAAAGAUCUCACCUUCUUCACCGCUUGUGUCAUUGAUCUGCUCGGAGGUUUCACUCGCCAUUGAUGGGUUUGGUGGUGGCAGUGGAAUUCAGUGUCCUCCUGGAUUUUUGGACGAGUUCUUCAGGGAUUUGGAUCAGGAGACUCUAGAGACUGUUCUUAGGCCGGUGUUUGAAGACCUGAGGACUGAGGUGAACAAGGUCUCUGCUCUCGGGAACUUUCAGCCACUUUUGAGAGCGUUAAAGUUGCUUGUUAGUUAUCCGGCUUGUGCAAAGGCGUUGGUUAAUCAUCCCAAGUGGUGCCCCGUGCCGAGCCAUGUGGAUGGACGAGUCUUUGAGGUGACGAGUUUGCUUGGACCGUUCUUUCACGUCAGCGCUCUCCCCGAUCAUCCCAUUUUCGUGGGCCAACCUGAUGUUGGGAAGCAGUGCUUCUCUAAUGCAUCGGCUCGCCGUCCAGCAGAUUUAUUGUCUUCUUUUACAUCAAUUAAGACUGUUAUGAACCACUUGUAUGAUGGACUUAAAGAUAUUCUUCUUUUACUCCUUAAAAAUACAGAGACACGUGAGCAUAUUCUUGAAUAUAUAUCUGAAUUUAUAAAGAGAAAUUCUGCGAGGUCUCAUAUGCAGGUUAACCCAUUUAUUUGUGCAAGUUCUGGUGCAUUUGUUAAUCUCAGUGCUGUGAUGCUUCGGCUCUGUGAACCAUUCCUAGAUGUAAAUUUAUCAAAAAGGGAUAAAAUUGAUCCAAAGUACGUCUUCUACAAUACUAGAUUGAAUUUGCGGGACUUGACAGCCAUCCAUGCCUCAUCUGAGGAGGUUGCAACAUGGCUUGCGAAUGAUAAAGAAAUGCAGCCUAAUGGCUUUAAAGCUGAUAGCAGCUGUCAAAUGUCUGCCAACUUGGAAGGCAGAUCAUCAGCAAGCUCUUCUGGCAAGGGAAAAUACUCAUUUAUAUGUGAAUGCUUUUUUAUGACAGCAAGAGCACUAAAUCUGGGACUCCUAAAAGCAUUAUCUGACUUCAAGAAUAUUAUUCAGGACCUUUCUAGAUGCGAAGAAACACUCUCAAACUUCCGGGCGAUGCAAGCACAAGGAAGCACUCCACAACUAGAGGAAGAUAUAAACCGACUGGAGGCUGAAAUCGAGAGGCUUACCCAGGAAAAAUUGUGUUAUGAAGCUCAGAUAUUGAGGGAUGGUGCACUUAUUCAGCAAGGACUAUCUUAUUAUAGGCUAAUGAUUGUAUGGCUGGUGGACCUUGUUGGUGGAUUUAGAUUGCCUCUGCCUUCUGUUUGUCCAAUGAUAUUUGCGUGCAUGCCUGAGCACUUCAUUGAAGAUGCCAUGGAAUUGCUUCUCUUUGCUUCUCGGAUCCCAAAAGCUCUUGAUGGUUUUUUGCUAGAUGAUUUCAUGAAUUUUAUUAUCAUAUUCAUGGCAAGUCCGUCUUAUGUGAGAAACCCAUAUUUGAGAGCAAAGAUGGUGGAGGUCUUGAACUGUUGGAUGCGCCAGAGAAGUGAGUCCUCUGCGAUGGCAGCACUCUUUGAAGGACACCAACUUGCCCUUCAACAUUUAGUACACAACCUUUUGAAGCUUUAUGUGGACAUUGAGUUCACUGGUUCUCAUACACAGUUCUAUGACAAAUUCAAUAUUCGCCACAAUAUUGCGGAACUGCUUGAGUAUCUGUGGCAGAUUCCUAGCCAUCGGAAUUUAUGGAGGAAAAUUGCAAAGGAAGAGAUGAAGGGGGUGUAUUUGAACUUUUUAAAUUUCCUUAUCAAUGAUAGCAUCUUUCUGUUGGACGAAAGUCUGAACAGAAUUCUUGAGCUUAAAGAGAUAGAAGCUGAGAUGUCGAACACUGCAGAAUGGGAACGCAGACCUGCUCAAGAAAGGCAAGAUAGAACACGCCAGCUUCAUGCCCAAGAGAAUAUUAUCCGGAUUGACAUGAAAUUGGCACAUGAAGAUCUGGGUAUGCUGGCCUUUACGUCUGAGCAAAUUACUGCACCGUUCCUCCUUCCUGAAAUGGUUGAAAGAGUGGCAAACAUGCUGAACUACUUCUUGUUACAAUUAGUGGGACCCCAGCGAAGAGCUCUUAGCUUAAAGGAUCCUGAAAAGUAUGAAUUUAGACCAAAGAAGUUACUCAAACAAAUUGUGGACAUCUAUGUUCAUCUUGCAAAGGGUGAUAAAGAAGAAGUUUUUCCAGUUGCAAUAUCUAAGGAUGGUCGAUCGUAUAAUGAUCAGUUGUUUACAGCUGCAGCUGAUGUUCUUCGUAAAAUAGGUGAAGAUGGACGGCUAAUUCAGGCAUUUGUUGAACUUGGCAACAAAGCCAAAGCUGCAGCUUCAAAAGCAAUGGAUGUUGAAGCUGCCUUGGGGGACAUUCCAGAAGAGUUUCUUGAUCCAAUUCAGUAUACACUUAUGAGAGAUCCAGUAAUUUUGCCUUCAUCGAAGACUACAAUGGACAGAGCAAUCAUCCAGAGACACCUGUUGAGUGAUAGUACCGACCCAUUCAACCGAUCACAUCUCACUCAAGAUAUGCUAAUUCCAAAUGUUGAACUGAAAGUCCGGAUUGAAGAAUUCAUCCGCUCUCAUCAAUCGCCUUCCCAAAACCAAUGAACAUACUGUACAGAAUUAAGAUUUCCAGUGAUACAGAAACAGCGUGAAUUAAUCUGAAUGUCGACUCUGCCCAAUUGAAGGAAUACUGAUCAACCUUUGCUGUGAGUGUUGAGUUAUGGUACAUUCCUUGGAUGUGGUUUCGAAGAUUCGUUCGGGUCUCGAGUUUUCGGCCUUCUGUACAUCUCCCAUAAAUGAUAAAACUGUUCUAUUCCAUGCAUGUAUAUUAUUAACUGCACGCUCUAGGUAUGGUGGGGCAUGAUCUGCUUUUCCUGUAUCUAUUCAUGAAGCCUCCCUCUUUCUCUCUCUCUCUCUCUCUCUUGUAGGGUUGCAUAGAACUGGUUAAGAAUUGUAAUACAUUACUAAUUGUGAUUAGUACAUCUGAAUUCUUGUUA